AUGACAUCCGCGAAAAGCUUACUCUACCAAUACAAUGAGGUUUCAACUCUUGCUUCAUCUUUAAACCUUCAACCCGAGUUCAUGAACUAUUUUCAACGUACCAUUGUCGUCUUGGUGAACAGAAUAUUUCUCUGCGCGCUAAUUGGUUUAUUCGGCAUCGUCGCCAAUGUUAUCAACAUCCGGGUAUUCUUGAGCCAAGGACUCAACAACUCCGUCAAUAUUUGCUUCUUGGCCGUAGCCUUCACGGACUUGUUCCGGAUUGUCACCGUGCAGUGGAUGAACGUGUGUUCGAAUCCUUUGAUCGACCAACUGAAUGCACCAAUUAUCUUUCAAGAUAUUCAGUAUCUAACUGGUGGCUGGCCUCAUGCCUGUGCUAUUCGCAUCACGAUAGGAAUCACCGCGUACAUUACAGCCGAGAGAUGUCUGUGUAUCUUGCUGCCUCUGAAGAUCAAGACCUUAAUUACUCCAAAGAGAACUUCUUUCAUCUUGCUUCUCAUCUACCUUUUCAAUUUCCUAGCUCUGGUUCCAGAGUAUGCUACUGUGUACUUUGAUUGGAGAUUUAAUUUAGAAAACAACAAAACACUUCUCGGUCUGGCAUUCCGCGAAAACAGACCUGCAGUUCAAGGCUUGGCUUUCAUGUUCCACGGCACAAUAUCUAUGAUUUCGUUAAUUGCUGUGAUCGCUUUUACCUCCGUUUUAGUCGUCAAGCUCAAGGUUAAUUCAAAAUGGAGAAAAUCGGCUGUGAACCUAAACCUAACACAAACCGACUUGAUAUCCAAUAGAGAUAAAAAUGCAAUAGCCCUUGUCGUUACUGUGGCGACAGUUUUGAUUAUCUGCUACACUCCAAUCGUUAUUUUCUCUUUAGUGUCUACAAUCGUGCCAGAUUUUAGCGUCUCCGGUAGACAAGCCAAUUUAUUUCAUGCCACUUGGUCCUUCGGGUUUUUGUUUUCAACUUUCAAUGCCAGUAUCAACAUUUUCCUUUACUACAAGAUGAGUUCAAAGUAUAGAAAACAUUUUCAUAGCAUUUUCCUUGAUUGUUGUUUUUCGUUCAAGCCUUUAGACUGA
This is a messenger RNA of Physella acuta, 1065 nucleotides long. Its product is annotated as type-1 angiotensin II receptor B-like. Gene Ontology annotation, biological process: G protein-coupled receptor signaling pathway. Gene Ontology annotation, cellular component: membrane. The record is from RefSeq and is a predicted model, not a curated record. Lineage: Eukaryota; Metazoa; Mollusca; Gastropoda; Physidae. Gene Ontology annotation, molecular function: G protein-coupled peptide receptor activity.